Messenger RNA from Cladophialophora carrionii CBS 160.54, 1920 nucleotides. RefSeq lists its product as uncharacterized. Bases 1 to 1920 code for a protein of 639 amino acids. Gene Ontology annotation, biological process: protein N-linked glycosylation. Lineage: Eukaryota; Fungi; Ascomycota; Eurotiomycetes; Chaetothyriales; Herpotrichiellaceae. Gene Ontology annotation, cellular component: endoplasmic reticulum membrane. The transcript is spliced from 2 exons. Gene Ontology annotation, molecular function: alpha-1,6-mannosyltransferase activity. The record is from RefSeq and is a predicted model, not a curated record.
AUGGCUCGCUGGCGAGCAUCGUCUCUCGCAGUUGUUCUGUUCCCCUUUCUCGUCGCCAUACAUUUAUAUAUCGCGCCGUACACCAAAGUCGAAGAGUCGUUCAACAUCCAAGCGGCCCACGACAUCCUACACUAUGGCGUACCUCUGGGCCACAACGCCCAUCUCAGGUUCAAGGCACUGUAUGACCACAUGACAUUUCCCGGCGCGGUGCCGAGGACGUUCAUCGGCGCGAUGACAUUGGCGGCCAUUGCGAAGCCGGUCGUGUGGUUCCGCAGUACCGUCGACGGCAUGUCUCAACAGAUGCUAGUGCGCGGUAUCCUGGGCCUCUUCAACGCCGUCGCGCUGAUCACCUACGCGUCCGGGGUGCGUCGAGCGUACGGCGAUUCCGCAGCAGCAUGGUACGCUGUGCUCCAGGCCAGUCAAUUUCAUGUGUGGUAUUACGCGUCGCGGACGCUGCCCAACAUGUUCGCCUUUGGCAUCAGCACCUUGGCCCUCUCGCUGCUCCUGCCCGUCACGCCUUCGUCGAGUAGUACAGAGUCCCGGAUCCGACGGACGAGGCUGGCACUCUACCUGCUCACGCUGGCGGGGAUCAUUUUCCGCGCCGAGCUCGCCCUCCUCGUGGCAUCGCAGUGCGCGUACAUGCUCGCCCGCACCGGUGGGGAUGUCGGUUCCGCCAUCUCUCUCCUGCGCAGGGUCAUGGUCCCGGCAAUCCUCACGGCCACGGUGGCGGGUCUGGUGCUGACGGUCUCGAUCGACACCUAUUUCUGGCAAUCGCGCAGACUGCUGUGGCCCGAACUGGCGGCCUUCCUGGCGAAUGUCUUCCCCAAGGACAAUGGCCUGGGCGCCUCAGCCUGGGGGACCAGCCCCUGGCACUGGUACUUCACGUCGGCACUGCCGCGGCUCGUCAUGAACCCGGUCCUCCUGGCGCUUGGUGUGCCAUGGAGUUUCACACGGCCGGCGCUAGCAAUGUCGAACUUGGACCUCGUGGCCCCCUCGGUGGGCUAUAUCGUCGCGUACUCUGCACUCGCGCACAAGGAGACGCGCUUCCUGUUCCCCGUGCUUCCGCCCCUGACGGCCGCGAUGGCCCGCACGGCAGAUUACAUCUACAAGCGCGGCGGCGACCGCGACCGGGACGGUCAGCGACAUCUGCUUCUUCCUCCGCGCGUGCUGGGCAUCCUGCUCGUCCUCGGCACCGCGCUCACGACGCUCCUCUCCCACGCCGUGUUUCUGCCGCUGUCCGCGCACACGUAUCCCGGCGCGCAGGCCCUCUCGGCGCUGCACGCCCUGUCGCUGGCCUAUCCGCCGCAGCCGACCGUGCGCGUGCAUCUGACCAACCUGGCGCUUCAGACGGGCGUGACGCGGUUCCUGUCGACGCCUUCGUUCGUUACUACCACUGCUGCUGCCACCUCCGCACAAGCAGGCCAUGACAGACCGGUGCUCUAUCUCCCCGGCUCGGCCGACGGGACGAUCCCCGCGCUCUCGUCCAAGCGGCGUACGCAGUGGCGGUACGACAAGUCGGACAAUCAGACCGAGUUUCUCACCCCGACCUUCUGGGCGCAGUUCGACUACGUCGUGGUGGAAGACCCAGGCCGGGUGAUCGGCCGGUGGGAUGUCGUGGAUAAAGUCCCGAGCCUGGGUCAGCCGAGCGUGCUGAGACCGGACGUGGGGAGGGGGUUGUUGGUGCUGGGUGCGAAAGAGGAGAGGCGCGAGGAUGAUGGCCUGGCCAGACUGGUCGCGGCCAUGUAUGGUGCAUGGGCGAAGCGGGCGUACGGUGUCGUGCACGACAUUCUCAGGGAGGGGUACGGGCUUGAUAGGAUACUGGGACGGAGGAUCAGUCUGACGAUGGGAUGGUGGGUGCAUUGGGGCUUGGAGACGAAGCUGUACAUCUUGAAGAGAGCGGACGGGGGGGUAGUGCCGUAG